AUGGCGCGGAACGUGCUGUACCCCCUGUACCAGGUGGGCGGCCCGCAGCUCCGCGUCUUCCGCACCAACUUCUUCGUCCAGCUGGUGCGGCCCGGCACGGCCCAGCCCGAGGACACCGUGCAGUUCCGGAUCCCUAUGGAGAUGACCAGGGUGGACAUGAAGAACUACCUGGAGCGCAUCUACAGCGUGCCCGUAGCUGCUGUGCGGACCAGGGUGCAGCAUGGUUCCAACAGGAAGCGGGACCACAGGAACGUCAGGGUGAAGAAGCCAGACUACAAGGUGGCCUACGUGCAGCUGGCCCACGGACAGACCUUCACGUUCCCGGACCUCUUCCCUGAGAAGAAGCCGAGCCCCGAGGACGGCUCCGCGGAGGACAGCCUCGAGGCGCUGAUGGAGGAGCAGCGGCAGCGCCAGCACCAGGACCCCCGGCGGGGCGGCGUGCCCCAGUGGUUCGGCCUGUGA
Molecule: messenger RNA, 462 nt
Organism: Pipistrellus nathusii (Nathusius's pipistrelle)
Lineage: Eukaryota; Metazoa; Chordata; Mammalia; Chiroptera; Vespertilionidae
Source: the annotation of a GenBank genome assembly